This is a messenger RNA of Daphnia pulicaria, 610 nucleotides long. RefSeq names its product larval cuticle protein LCP-22-like. Lineage: Eukaryota; Metazoa; Arthropoda; Branchiopoda; Diplostraca; Daphniidae. Gene Ontology annotation, cellular component: chitin-based extracellular matrix. The transcript is spliced from 4 exons. Gene Ontology annotation, molecular function: structural constituent of chitin-based larval cuticle. The coding region runs from base 53 to 433 and encodes 126 amino acids. The record is from RefSeq and is a predicted model, not a curated record.
UUCAACAGUCUUAAGCAGUGCAGUAUAGUACAACCUCACCAACAACUAAAAAAUGAAAUUCAUCAUCGCUUUCGCUUUCUUGACCGUGGCCCUCGCCGCACCUCAAGGAGAUAAGAAGCCCAUCGAAAUUGUGUCGUCCAACAGCGAAAUGAACGCCGACGGCAGCUACUCCUUCGAUUUCGAGUCUGCGGAUGGGACCAAAGUGUCUGAAAGUGGCAACCAGAAACAAGUUGGACCCAAACCGGAGGAUAUCGGGACCGUGUCCAAGGGCUCCUACUCGUUCACGACUCCCGACGGCGUCGUCCUCACCGUCAAUUGGGUGGCCGAUGAAAACGGAUUCCAGGCCACCGGCGACCACCUCCCCACUCCUCCACCCAUGCCCGAGCACGUCGUCAAGAUGCUCGCAGACCUCAAAGCCGCCGGAGUCCUGUAAACUAGUCUUAGGAAUUAUUUCGCACGGAAUAACCACCAUGGCAACGCCCAAGAAUUCUUACAUUUGCCAAGAACGACAGCUACAUAUCAAUUAUACUUUUUGCAAGCUUUUACCACAGAACGAAAUUUUUAAAAAGGAACAAAUGACGGUCGAAAUAAACAUUUGUAUUUUCAAAAA